Molecule: messenger RNA, 180 nt
Organism: Protopolystoma xenopodis
Lineage: Eukaryota; Metazoa; Platyhelminthes; Monogenea; Polystomatidea; Polystomatidae
Source: the annotation of a GenBank genome assembly
CUGCUGCAGGCUGACUCCGCUAGUAUCCGCGAGAAACGCAGCUUGAAUCACCUUUUCUUUCACGAGGCUCAGCGAGUCUUUCAUGACCGACUAAUUGACAACGAUGACAAGCAUUUCUUUAACGAAAUUCUCGCUGAUAUUUCAAAUAGAUAUUUCGGUGAAGUGAGUCUUUUUCAAUAG